AAAAAAUAUGUACAUUUUAACAAAAAGGUGAAUUUCAAAAGAAAUUCAGAUAGUAAUGUUAAAUAGACAAUAACUGGACUAGACAACCCGCUGUGAACAUAUAAAUAGUCAAAUAAAUUGGGUGAAAUGUGCAGAAUUCAAUUAAAGCUGAGAACUACCUUUGGGAAAAACAACUUUCUUGGAAUCGACUAAAACUAAAAAUUAAAAAACAGAACUCCUAUCAAAAUGUUUAAGCUCUCAGCAAUUUUGCUAUUUUUGGUUGUGGAACAAGUGUUUAGUGUUCCUUUAAUACCUCAAAUUGGUGACGAAGAGGAAAUGGUAGAAGUAGUUGGCAAUACUUUAACUCAUGAAGCACCGCAUUUAAAGGAUGUAAUCGAUUUGAGUUUCUAUGGCUCAGCAAUUUAUGGCGAUCCCGAUGAUCAGUAUACGGCUCGUAUGGUGGCAAAUUAUACCCCAGAAGCAUUUGAUGUUAAUCCAGAAGAAUUGGGUACGUAUUUGGAAGGUGAUAUCUUGAUACCUAAAAAGAAGAUAACCAUGAAAAAUGGUCUAACUUCACAAAGUUCUCGCUGGCCUAAGGGUAUUGUUCCUUAUGAAAUUCGUGGUAAUUUUAAUGCUCGUGACAUGUCUAUUAUUGAGCAUGCCAUUAGAGAAUAUCAUCGUCGCACUUGCAUACGUUUUGUACCACGCAGCAAUGAACAGGAUUAUGUUUCGAUUGUUAGUGGCAAUUCGGGCUGUUGGUCUUCGGUGGGACGUGUUGGUGGUAAGCAAGAAGUGAAUUUGCAAUCUCCUGGUUGUUUAACUAAACCUGGUACUGCCAUACAUGAACUUAUGCACGCUUUGGGUUUUUUGCAUGAACAAAAUCGUGAGGAACGUGAUUCUUAUGUGUCCAUUCAAUAUCAAAAUAUUCAACCAAGUGCCAUGUCCAACUUUGAUAGAGCUGCUAGGACCAUAGCGUUUGGUAUACCCUACGAUUAUGGCAGUGUUAUGCAUUAUUCAGCCAAUGCUUUCUCCACUAAUGGUCGUCCUACUAUUGUUCCCAUGCAAAACAUGGGUAGAGCUAGAAUGGGCCAACGUGAUGGAUUCUCUGCAUUUGAUGUGGAAAAACUAAAUCAAAUGUAUGAUUGCGGUUAUGGUGGUGUUUCAGCACCUGGUCCAACUCCUGCACCCAUUCCAGCUCCUGCCCCCAUCCCAGCUCCUGUUCCCGUUCCAGCUCCAAACCCAUUACCCGCUCCUGGCGGUCAAGGCAUUGACAACACCAUAGUUACCAGUUUCGUUAGUGGUUUAUUGAGUGGUUUAGGUUUAGGCGAUGAUCCUUCAUCUUGAGCAUUAAAGAGGAACUUAUGAAACGUUUCAUUCUAUCCAUGACACGAUAUUUGAUAAGCAUUAAUCAUUUAUUAUUUAUUUCGGCAUUUUUUUAGUGACGUAGGCAUUUUAUACCAAAGUAUUUAAUUUUAAUUGCAAAUAAAAUUUAUUAUUUAAUAGUUUAGAAAGCAA
Messenger RNA from Lucilia sericata (common green bottle fly), 1494 nucleotides. Its product is annotated as high choriolytic enzyme 1-like. The record is from RefSeq and is a predicted model, not a curated record. Lineage: Eukaryota; Metazoa; Arthropoda; Insecta; Diptera; Calliphoridae. The transcript has 2 exons. Gene Ontology annotation, molecular function: metalloendopeptidase activity; zinc ion binding. Bases 226 to 1323 code for a protein of 365 amino acids. Gene Ontology annotation, biological process: proteolysis.